This is a messenger RNA of Prunus armeniaca (apricot), 1491 nucleotides long. Lineage: Eukaryota; Viridiplantae; Streptophyta; Magnoliopsida; Rosales; Rosaceae. The record is from the annotation of a GenBank genome assembly.
AUGCCAAUCCCAAUGGACCCAAAAGAUUUUUUCUCUACUGAUUUUCUGGAAGGCUCUAUUUCGUCUCACAUUGAGAGGCAGCACAAUGCAUGCCCUUCUGUUAUUGUCAUCGGUGGUGGUAUAUCAGGGAUUGCAGCUGCACGUGUUCUCCAUGAUGCAUCUUUUAAGGUUAUCUUGCUGGAAUCACGAGACAGACUUGGUGGCCGGAUUCAUACUGACUACUCAUUUGGUUGUCCAGUAGAUAUGGGAGCAUCAUGGCUACAUGGUGUUUGCAAUGAGAAUCCCUUGGCUCCACUGAUACGCCGUCUAGGACUUACUUUAUACCGUACGAGUGGUGACGACUCUGUGUUGUAUGACCAUGAUUUGGAAAGCUAUGCACUUUUUGAUAUGGAUGGAAGCCAAGUUCCUCAAGAGAUGGUCAUUGAAGUUGGUAAUACUUUCAAGCAAAUUCUCAAAGAGACUGAGAAAGUACGGAAUGAGAAUACCGAUGACAUGUCUGUCUCUCAAGCAAUUUCUAUUGUGAUGGAUAGGCAUCCAGAAUUAAGACAAAACGGACUUGCUCACGAAGUGUUACAAUGGUACAUAUGUCGAAUGGAAGCAUGGUUUGCUGCAGAUGCAGAUGUGAUAUCGUUAAAAAACUGGGAUCAGGAGAAUGUUCUUUCUGGUGGCCAUGGACUUAUGGUGCAAGGCUAUGACCCAAUAAUAAAGGCUCUUGCAGAAGAUAUUGAUGUACGCUUGAAACACAGGGUUACAAAGAUAUUAAAUGGGCAUAACAAGAUGAUGGUCACAAUUGAAGACGGAAGAAACUUCAUUGCUGAUGCAGCUAUAAUAACAGUACCCCAUGGUAUUCUUAAAGCCAAGAUGAUUGAGUUCGAACCAAAGUUGCCUGAGUGGAAGGUUGAUGCAAUUUCGGAUCUUGGGGUGGGCAAUGAAAACAAAAUUGCCUUGCGAUUUGAAAAGGUUUUCUGGCCUAAUGUAGAGCUCUUAGGUGUGGUUGCACCAACCUCUUAUGCAUGUGGUUAUUUUCUCAAUCUUCACAAGACCACAGGCCAUCCGGUCCUUGUCUAUAUGGCUGCUGGAAGGUUUGCAUACGACCUUGAAAAAUUAACUGAUGAUGGUGCAGUUAGUUUUGUAAUGUUGCAGCUUAAGAAGAUGUUACCUGAUGCAACUGAUCCAGUUCAAUAUCUUGUAUCACGUUGGGGAACAGACCUGAAUUCUCUUGGAUGCUACUCAUUGGAUUUGGUUGGAAAGCCUGGAGAUAUAUAUGAUAGGCUUCGAGCACCUUUGGGCAGUCUUUUCUUUGGAGGGGAAGCUGUUAGCAUGGACCACCAAGGAUCUGUGCAUGGAGCUUACUCAGCUGGAGUUAUAGCUGCUGAGGACUGUCAGAGACAUCUUCUAAAUAAAUUUGGUAGACUGGAAAAGCUUCAGCAUGCUUACAUUACGGAUGAAGUCCUCGAAGCAACAGUUCCCCUGCAAAUCUCAAGGAUGUGA